This is a messenger RNA of Mesocestoides corti, 747 nucleotides long. NCBI's taxonomy places the organism in Eukaryota, Metazoa, Platyhelminthes, Cestoda, Cyclophyllidea, Mesocestoididae. The record is from the annotation of a GenBank genome assembly.
AUGGUUCACUUCGACGCUGUUCGCGCUCCACUUCGAUCUCGCGCAAAGUGGCGAGCAGUUAGAGUAUGGAAAACGGAUGACAAUGACCUUCUCCAACAAGUCAUGAUCUCGACAUCUGCGGCAUCAAGUCAACAUACACUCUACAACUGCGGUGGAGGAGGGAGCGGCCAGUCGGGCUUCGACUCAUGUCCUUCCAAUGGCCUUUCCUGUUUGCCUUUCCUCGCUACCCCAGUUCGGUGUAAAUCCAAGUCUAGCGUUGGUUCAACGUCUUCUUUCCAUUUUGUUGGUUCCAGCUCUUCUGCAACAGUAAAACAACGUCGAUGCCACUCGUUAGACCGCCUAGAUUAUGAGACAACUUCUCAGUUCCACAAUAAUGGGAAGUUCUUGAAUGACGACUAUUCGGCAUUCUAUCUUAGCGACGAAGACGACCUGAACAUUGAUCUAGGGCCUACGAAGGACUCAGGCGAAGAUGAUUAUCUUUCUUUUCUUGCUUACGAUACACUCAAGCGUCCUAUCAAACUUCUUCACAACACAGGGGGAAUUCUGCCUGACUUGGAAUUUCCGGAUUCGGACAUUAGUUCCUGGGCUCCAGGAGAGGCUGACAACGUGUCCCUGAUGAACGGACAUCAGGAUAAGACUACAUGCAAUGCUUCCACCCAGACCUGGUUUACAGGGGUGAUCACCUCAGCCGAAUUUUAUCACGGUCCUACGUGCACACAUGAGCAACUUCAAGUGGUUGGAGAAUGA